UUGAAGGGUCCCAGUGCCGCGGAGGAUCAGCGAUGACAAACGAUGCCACCGAUGGUUCGGUUGCUGUGAAGCCUCGAAAGAAGCGCAAGCUUUCGAAGGAUGUGACGAAGAACAAGGAAUUUGCGGGUUCCAACUUGCCCCAGGAAGGAGCCCAGAAGCGCAGGAGACUGAAGACCGCGGCUGGGCCCAACGCGGCUCGGUCGAACAGACCCGAGAGCGGUGAAGCCACCGCCAAGGCCUUCCGGAGCCAGCACGCGAUUUCAGUCCGGGGAACUUGCCCAGCUCCUGCGGGAAGCUUCCAGCAAGCCAGAAGCUGCUUGGGGGAUGAUCUGGUGAAAGGGAUGGAGGAGCAGGGAUAUAGUGCACCCACUCCCAUACAAGCACAAGCAUGGCCCAUUGCAGUACGUGGUCAUGAUCUGGUUGCAGUGGCCAAGACCGGAAGUGGAAAGACCUGUGGCUACCUACUCCCUGCUUUGGCCCUCAUUGCUAAACGAGGCCCGACCCAAAGCCUCCAGCACAAGAAAGGUCUAGAUCAACGACCGCCGGCCCAACCCAGCUGCUUGAUCAUGGCUCCAACCCGAGAGUUGGUCCAACAGAUCGGCAAAGAGGCCAAGAAAUUCGCGGGCAUUGUGGGCGCCCGCGUUCUGGGCAUUUUUGGAGGUGUACCCAAAGGCCCGCAGGUCUCUGCUUUGCGCGCUGGCAUCGACAUGCUGGUGGCGACACCUGGUCGUUUGCGCGAUUUUAUGACAGGGGACCAGUCCAAGGCCCCAGUCGUGUUGGUGGAUUCUGUCACCUUCCUCGUUUUGGAUGAGGCUGAUCGGAUGUUGGACAUGGGCUUUGAACCCGAGAUUCGGCAGAUCAUUGCCCAGUGCCCCGCUGCCGGCUCAGCGCAAGAGACGUUAAGCGGGGAGGCACGACAGACGCUCUUCUUCACCGCCACAUGGCCUCCGGAUGUGCAACGGAGCGCACUGCACUUCACUCAUCAUGCUCUUCGAGUUGAAGUGGGACAGUCCAGUGGGAAGGGCGGUGGUGGUGGCCUUGCGACCAACACCAGUAUCAAGCAGACAGUGAAGCUGGUGAAGGAGGAGGAGAAGUUGAUGGUUUUGAAGCAGGUCAUCCGCUCAGACCUGAAGCCCGGGGAGACUUGCAUGGUCUUUACAGGUCGCAAGCAGACCUGCGAUGCUCUAGAGAAGGAGCUUACUUGGGAUCCCAUGCGACCGGAGGCACCGAUUUGCGCCUGGUGUCGAGCCCUGCAUGGUGACAAGGAGCAAAAAGAUCGUCACAAAGCUCUUGCAGCCUUCCGUGCCAUCACAGAGAACCCGCGCAAGGGUCAGAAAGGCGUCUUAAUCGCCACCGACGUCGCAGCGCGGGGACUCGAUAUCCCUGGAGUGGCCCUUGUGGUGAUCUUUGACUAUGCCGAAUCCUGCACAGCCCAGGAGGCCGCUGAGACCUACAUCCACCGGAUUGGACGCACGGGCCGGGCGGGCAAGGAGGGGCGCGCGAUCACCUUCUUCACCCCAGCCAAGGAUGUCGGAGCCAAGAAGUUGGUCGAGCUCUUACGAGCCGCUGGCCAGGCCGUUUCCUCUCAACUGGAGAGGCUUUCUUCGGCUGAAGCAGACGAGGUUCAUGAGCCCAGAAGAUCCAAAGCAGCUCCCAAGGGCAAAGGCCGUGGGAAGGGGAAGGCCAAAAGCAAAAGUGAGAUGCCAAAGAGCCGCCGUGGUAAGAAGCCAAAAAGAACAUGCGUCCUUCGCACCGGGGGGGUGCCCAUAUGACUCGUACGACGAGGGUCCUGAAUUGUACGGUGGUGAUGGGCACGGAGUCCGGC
Durusdinium trenchii is the source of this 1825-nucleotide messenger RNA. Lineage: Eukaryota; Dinophyceae; Suessiales; Symbiodiniaceae. The record is from the annotation of a GenBank genome assembly.